Molecule: messenger RNA, 5075 nt
Organism: Nycticebus coucang (slow loris)
Lineage: Eukaryota; Metazoa; Chordata; Mammalia; Primates; Lorisidae
Gene: ORC3
Product: origin recognition complex subunit 3
Exons: 21
Coding region: 335-2314 (659 amino acids)
Biological process (GO): DNA replication initiation; DNA replication
Cellular component (GO): nuclear pre-replicative complex; nuclear origin of replication recognition complex; DNA replication preinitiation complex
Molecular function (GO): DNA replication origin binding
Source: RefSeq, a predicted model, not a curated record
CUGGAAUUCACGGGGCUGCUAAGAUCAUGGCCACGUCCUCGGUGUCCAAGGGCUGCUUUGUUUUUAAGCCAAACUGUAAGAAGAGAAAGAUUUCUGUGCCAGUAGUUUCUGGCCGGAGCUGAAAAGAAUUUUGAUUUUUAAUUGAGUAAUCAAAACAAUUAUAAAAGCCGAUUGGCAACCUAAAUUUCUAAUAAUAAGGGAAAUUAAAUAAUUGAUGACACAGGAAAACUAAAAAAGAAAAAGACUGCAAAUUUAAAACUAUUUUAAUAAAGGGAGAAAUGCGUCUGAGGACAGUAAGCUUCGAUUUGAAACUUACCAGUUGAUAUGGCAACAGAUGAAAUCUGAAACUGAGCGGCUACAAGAUGAAUUAAAUAAAAACCUGUUUGACAAUUUAAUUGAAUUUCUGCGGAAGUCUCAUUGUGGAGUCCAGAAGAAUUCAAGAGAUUUAGGCUGUCAAAUAAAACUCAGAGAAAUUCCAACUGCUGCUCUUACUCUUGGUGUAAAUGUCACAGAUCAUGAUUUAACAUUCAGAAGUCUAACAGAGGCUCUUCAGGAUAAUGUUACACCAUAUGUAGUCUCAUUGCAAGCUAAAGAUUGUCCAGAUAUGAAACACUUUUUACAAAAGUUGUUCUCACAGUUGGUGGACUGCUUUGCAGUUGUAAAAUCCAAAGAGGAGGAAAGUGUUCAGGUCACCCAGAAAAAGACACAUUGUUCAAUGGAUUCACUUUGCAGUUGGUAUAAGACUGUUACACAGAAAACAGACCCAGAAAUGCCACGCAAAAAGAGGACCACUACUAGCCAAUGGCAGUCUCCUCCUGUUGUGCUUGUCUUAAAGGAUAUGGAAAGCUUCACCACGAGAGUACUCCAGGACUUCAUAGUUAUCAGCAGUCAACAUCUGCAUGAAUUUCCACUGAUACUCAUUUUUGGAAUUGCCACAUCUCCUAUUAUCAUCCACCGGUUGCUUCCUCAUGCAGUAUCAUCCUUAUUAUGUAUAGAACUGUUCCAAUCUUUGUCUUGCAAGGAGCACCUGACUACAGUACUUGAUAAGCUACUUCUUACAACUCAGUUUCCUUUUAAAAUAAGUGAAAAAGUGUUACAGGUUCUGACCAAUAUCUUUUUGUAUCAUGACUUCUCAAUUCAAAACUUUAUAAAAGGACUUCAGCUUUCUCUGUUAGAACAUUUCUAUUCCCAGCCCCUAAGUGUCCUAUGCUGUAAUCUCCCAGAAGCCAAAAGAAGAAUAACUUUUUUAUCAAUUAAUCAAUGUGAAAACAUCCGACGUCUUCCAUCAUUUAGGAGGUAUGUGGACAAUCAAGCUUCAGAAAAGCAAGUUGCACUAUUGACCAAUGAGAGAUUUUUGAAGGAGGAAACACAAUCAUUAUUAGGAAACCUACACAUUUACCAUAUGAAUUACUUCUUGGUUUUGAGAUGUCUUCAUAAGUUCACCUCUUCUCUUCCCAAGUACCCUCUGGGUCGACAGAUCAGAGAGCUGUACUGCAUGUGUUUAGAAAAGAAUAUAUGGGAUUCAGAGGAGUAUGUGUCGGCUCUGCAGCUAUUGAGAAUGUUGGCAAAAGAUGAACUGAUGACCAUACUUCAGAAUUGUAUCAACAUUUUUAAGUCUUCUGAAAAGUACCUUGGCAGCACAGCAAAAAGAUUAGAAGAGUUCCUGGCCCAGUUUCAGAGCCUUGAUGCAGAUGCCAAAGAGGAAGAAGAUGCUUCGGGAUCAGAGCCAAGAGGGCUUCAAAAGACAGACCUCUAUCAUCUUCAGAAGUCUUUAUUAGAAAUGAAGGAGUUAAGAACAAGAAGUAAGAAGCAAACCAAGUUUGAAAUACUCAGAGAAAAAGUUGUGAACUUCAUUGACUGUCUAGUGAGAGAGUACCUUCCACCUCCAGAGACACAGCCACUCCAUGAGGCCUUGUACUUCAGUGCUGCCCACACCCUCCGCGAGCACCUGAAUGCCGCUCCGCGCAUCGCCCUCCACACUGCACUCAACAACCCUUACUAUUACCUAAAGAAUGAAGCACUGAAAAGCGAAGAAGGCUGCAUUCCGAAUACCGCGCCAGACAUCUGCAUCGCGUAUAAGCUGCACUUGGAGUGCGGCAGGCUGAUCAACCUUGUGGACUGGUCAGAGGCUUUUGCAACAGUUGUGACAGCUGCUGAAAAAAUGGAUGCAAAUUCUACCAUCUCAGAAGAAAUGAAUGAAAUUAUCCAUGCUCGGUUUAUUAGAGCUGUUUCUGAACUAGAGCUUCUAGGAUUUAUAAAACCUACCAAACAGAAGACUGACCAUGUGGCCAGGCUAACGUGGGGAGGCUGCUGAAAAGCAGAUGAAGAAGCCAGAGCUGUCUCACUUUCCUCAGAAGAGGGGAAGCGGUCACAUCUGUACACAACUAAAGGACGCUAUUUCUAUGAGGAGAGAAAUGUUAAGCCUCAUCCUUAUGUGAGGCUUAACAAGAAAGUACCCUGCUCACUCCCAACAGGUGUAUGUCAAAACAUAUGUAGAAUACCUCUCACACAUUAUUGAUGUUCUUUCCACAAAGUUAUUAUUAGUAAUUUAUUCUUAAAUAUACAGUGUACAAAUGUAAUAAAUUCCUUUACCCAGUAGUAUAAAUUUACGGUUGGUUUAGCCAUACUCAUUCCUCCUUCCCAGUUUUUUGCACUAAUACUCUUUUUAGUGUAUUGUACGGUAACUAAUGUGAGUUUUCUACAGGCAUUUUCCUCCCGGUGACUACACAGCUUCUAAAACUGUCUCUGCCUCCUGAUUUCCUGUAGUCUUACAACUUUGAAAAGGUCCCAAGUUAUUAGGCUUAAUACUUAAAGGUAGUAAAUAUUCUACUUAUGGAUGACCAAAAAAUAUCUUACAGCCAGUAAGGCCUCUCCAGGUCUCAUCCCAAACUUGUAAAACUCAGAUGAGGAAAGGAAGGCCAAGGUGAAAUGACACCUGGGUUUCUUCCGUGGCAAGAACUCAUCAUGGCCUAAUGGAGCAGAUGCCCAAAGCUCAUUAUCUAAUGUUCUUUUCCUAAGAGAGUUUUGGGACUUAUUUAUAUAUUUAAGACUCCUCACUAACAUACCAAAAUUACCACACAAAUGUGAAAAAAGUCCAUGUCCAAAAACAACUGUUUUGAUGGGAAAUCCUUAGUGGGAGAGAGUGUGUGUAUAUAUGCAUGUAUAAACGUGCAUGUUAAGGACAACUUUAAUAUACUUAUUAAAUAUCCUCUGUCUGAAUUGCUUGGGACCAGCAGUUUGGAUUUUGGAAUAUUUGCAUUAUAAUUAACCAUUCAACAUCCCAAAUCUGAAAUGUUCCAAUAAGCAUUUCAUUUGACCAUCAUUAUCAGCACUUGGAAUUUUGGAGCAUUUCACAUUUUGGGUGCUCACCCAAGCCUCCUUAAUUCUACAGUAUAUUCUCUCUCAGCCUGUGUUAUGAAAAAGAAAAAGGAGGUAUUAAUAUAGGUUUAUAAUAAAGAGUAUCUUAGACCUCUGGCAACAUGGUGGGCUGAGAUGGGCUGCUCCCCACCCCUAAGUGCCCUUCUCCAAACACAUAAAAAUGCUAGAUGAAAUACAUCCCCCAAACUGAUUGUCAAAUGUUGCCAAGGCUAAAAUAAAAAGAAGGGGAAACCCAGCCUACAAAGAUUAGAGUCAACUGUAAGUCAGAGCAGAAAGCACCUAGCCCUGCAGAGCUUUGAGAAAGGCUGGAGUAGCAGUAGUUAAGGUGGAUUAAGUAUUUUACCAUCUUCAUCUGAAAGAUGGCCAGGAUUUGUUUUUUAGCAGAAUGUAGAUACCUGUACACAGGGCUGUCAACAUGAAAGUUCAGGAAUGUAUUACAUGCAAACAAAAAACAUUGCCUUGGAAUCCACGUAUAAAAGAUAGAGCCUGUCAUAUUAAGGGUACCUGAAUGAGGGCUUGGACCAUAGACUUUGCCAAAUGAAUUAUGAUCAAGGAAGUUUCUCUUAUGUGAGAAAUCAUUCCAUGACUUACCUUUACAGCAAUUAGCUCAGUACUUUUUCUCAAUAUUCCAAUCAUUCUCUUUCAGUCAACCAACCAUGUUUCAUUUUUUUUUGCAAUGGUUGGUAAACAUCUAGGGAAAGAAUGUGUAAAUGAUUUUAAGUAUUUCCCACUUAUUGCCUGUUUAAGUGAGGCAAGGGGAAAGUUUUCCAGUAGUCCAUGCUGUUAAUGAGGACACCAUCUAUACAUACAAGUGUUGCUUCCUUCAGAUUUCAAAUGAUGCAGAUGAGCACCAGUGUUUAGAGACCGUUUCUUUGAACGAUACUCACACAGCAAGAUGCUUAUUACUCUAUAAGGUACAAAGGAACUGGCCCUACACAGACGAGCAGGUUCAGCUGUCUGAGGUCUGGGCUCACUGGGCAGGUUAUGUCGCCCUGCCUGACUUUUGCAACCAAGGUGCAUGUCGUGCACUGACCCACUUUAAUUUUCCUUGCUACCCACUUAAAGAUGAGGUUCAAGAAAAUAGGAUAGAGCCUGCCCUGCUUUCACAGUGAGUACCCAAAUGAGCUACAAAAUCAGAACACGCAGCACCUUGGUGGUAACCAGUAAGAACACAAAACCCUUAGGCCAUCCUAUGAAAUGUUAGUUCAGUUCUGUGUCCAUUCUUUAAUCCCAGAAACCCUCAAACAAAAUGCCAUACAGAGUAUUAUCAUUUACUGAAUCUUUUAAGGAAAUACUGAUCUGAAAACCGUGGAUUGACCUAGUUUGAAAUUCAUUAAAACAACACUGAGUACGUGCUGUGUACCAGGCACUACUUUAGACACUUGUGACACGUCGGUGAACAAAGAUCUUUGCCUUCAUUGCAUUCUUGCAGGAUAAAAUAGACAAUUUGAUAUAUUGCAGAAAAAAAGCAGGGUAAAGAAAACCAGGAUGGGCCCCAGCUUGGGUUUUCCUACAUGAACGCUGGGUUUGGUUCCGCCUUCGGGAAAGCACCUAUUCAGGUAUGUCGGAGUGUUCGGAAGUUGUCUAUCGUAAGGAAAGCAGCGGUGGCUGCCACGGAGGACCGGAGCACGGUCUGUGGCCUUGGGAUCAACAGGCUUGGGGCAUCUCUCAUGCCUGUUGACCAAAUAAAGGUUCUC